CAGUGAAAGCAUUACAUGCGUAUGCUGCCGAUCAUCAUGAUGCAGCGAAGAAGAAGAAGAAAGUCAAGAGGAUGCAGCAUGAACUCAAAAUAUGCGCCAGCCUCGAGCAUACAAACAUUCUGCCAGUUUUUGGUUAUACAACUGGCUUCGGCCUAUUUAUAGCAUAGUCAGUCCUUGGGCUGAGAAUGGAAACCUGUCAACCUAUUUGGCACGUGAGGGUGAGGCUCUUACUCUCGUUAGACGAUUCCAGAUACUCAGAGAUAUCAUAGCUGGUCUACAAUAUCUUCAUGUCAACAGUGUCAUCCAUGGUGACCUCAAUGGGCCUAAUGUGCUCAUCAAUGGUGAUGGUACUGCUUGUGUUGCCGACUUCGGUCUUUCCUUGAUGUAUUCGGAGGUUAUAAGAGCCUCUCAAGCUUCCUGGACUUCCACAUUCAAAGGCAACUUGAGAUGGAUGGCUCCUGAGCUCCUUGCGGAGCGAGAGGAUGGAUCUCCAGUACGACCAAGCAAGCAGAGUGACAUCUAUUCGUUCGGCGGUAUUAUGCUACAGGUGCUCACCAACAAAAUUCCCUACUAUUACUCAAAUGACAUAGCUAUCAUGCUAUCAUGGUCAAGUUAGAAAAGCCUUCCCGAUCUCGUUAUCCCGAGCAGCCUGACAAGUACUGGGAUCUAUCGAGCAAUGUUGGUCUACUGAUCCUCUGAAGCGUCCAUCAACGGAGGGAAUUGAUGAAGUGAUCAAGAACGAAUUUCUCUCGCUAUCCGGAUCU
This is a messenger RNA of Suillus paluster, 764 nucleotides long. Its product is annotated as kinase-like domain-containing protein. Gene Ontology annotation, molecular function: ATP binding; protein kinase activity. The transcript has 6 exons. The record is from RefSeq and is a predicted model, not a curated record. Gene Ontology annotation, cellular component: cytoplasm. NCBI's taxonomy places the organism in Eukaryota, Fungi, Basidiomycota, Agaricomycetes, Boletales, Suillaceae. Gene Ontology annotation, biological process: protein phosphorylation; signal transduction. Bases 92 to 616 code for a protein of 174 amino acids.